Megalopta genalis is the source of this 530-nucleotide messenger RNA. The record is from RefSeq and is a predicted model, not a curated record. Lineage: Eukaryota; Metazoa; Arthropoda; Insecta; Hymenoptera; Halictidae.
CAUUGGACAUGGCAAACAGGGUUUUAAAACAAUUAGGUAAACAACAUGCUAUGGAACAUAUGGCAAACAAAAAAUAUGUUAUGCCUAGCAAACGGAUAAUACAAAAUUAUAGGAACUAUUAUCAUAGUGAUCCUGUUUUUACAUUGCUCAAAAAUAGUGACAAUAAUGAUAUAUCACUGGGUUUUGCAAAGAUUUUGGAACAUAUGAAAAAUGAGCAAUAUGAUGAUAUAAUACCACUAUGUACUGAAGCACUCGAAAAUAGUGAAUCAGAUAUAUUACCACACAAAACAGAAGUGUUACUUUUAAGGGCCACAUUUUAUCUGUUGCUAUUACGAUUCGAAAGCGCCAGAGAAGAUUUUGUUGCUAUUAUAGAAGACGAGAACGUUCCAAAAAAUAUAAAAGUGAAUGCCUUAGUAAAACGAGCUACUUUGUACAUGCAUUUAGAAGAUCUAGACAAAUGUUUUGCAGAUUUUGAAUCAGCCAUAAAACUUGAUUCUGACUAUGGUGAUAUUUAUUUGCAUAAAGCACAG